Molecule: messenger RNA, 1103 nt
Organism: Paramecium octaurelia
Lineage: Eukaryota; Ciliophora; Oligohymenophorea; Peniculida; Parameciidae
Source: the annotation of a GenBank genome assembly
CUAUAAUGAACAACUAAAAGGUCAAUAUAUGGUUAGACUGUGAUGUUGGAAAUGAUGAUGCCAUGGCAGUCAUUUUAUCACUGUUUCAUCCAAAAUCUAAUCUACUUGGAAUUUCCACUUGUUUUGGAAACACUAGGUAUGAGUUUGUAUUGAAAAUAGUCUUGAAAACUGCACAAAUAAUACAAUUCGAUUGCUUAGUUCAGUAGGAAGAACUGAUGUACCUGUGUAUAAAGGAGCAGAAUUUUCUUUAAAAUCUACGAGAGCUACAACUAAAAUGCAUGGGACUUAAGGUAAAUUUGAAUAACAAAUAAAUGCUAGGGUUGUAUGCUGCUAAUAAAUUGAUUUCUACUUUUAAGCCCAUAGAAGACAUGGAUUUAUACGAUUUGAUUAAGUAGACUGCAGGGGAUCAAGAAGUAUUAAAAUUCAAUAAAUUAGUUUGUCAUAGUCAUAACAGGUCCAUAGACUAAUAUUGCUAAGUUACUCAGGGAUCACGAGGACAUUAUUCCUUAGAUUUAAGAGAUAGUAUUUAUGGGCGGUACAUCAGGAUUUGGGAAUGUGACACCAAGUUCAGAAUACAACAUCUAUUCAGACCCUGAGGCUGCUCAAUUUGUCAUUGAUACAUGCAAAUAGCAUUCAUUGAAAUUGGUUAUGAUUUCAUUGGAUUUAACUUACGUACUAUACAUUAAUUUAUAAAAAUAUUAGACUUGUUAGUUAUUAGAACCCCUUUAAUAAAGAAUUAAAAGCAUAAACACCAAAUUUUCUGAUUGGUGUUUGGAAAUGCUCUAGGAAUAUUAGGCAGCAUACAAGGCCUAGGAAUUCGAUUAUCCUCCAAUUCAUGAUCGUAAUAUUUGAUCCUAAGUUUAGCUGUUGCUGUGUUUUAUGCAUUACAUCCAGAAAUGUAUGUAAUAAAGCCUGUGUAUUGUGCAGUCGAUUGCGAAUCUAAAUUGUGCUAUGGGAGAACUGUUAUUGAUAAAUAAGGAAUUCUUGGAUAAGAGCCCACUUUACAGUUCGCAAGAAAGGUAGUUGUUGAUUAAUUUUGGAACUAAAUGAUUGAAGCAAUUCAAGUUGCAGCAAAGAAUUCAAAAAUUGAAUGAUUUGUGAGG